AUCCGUUCCCAAAGAGAAAGGUGUUUGUAUAAAAGCAAAGUCCUCGACAUUGCAGAAUCAUUCAAAAAACAGCACCCGAAGCUUGAGAAUAUCCCUGAUUAAGUAGCUCGAACAGCAUCAUCCAUUCAAUAUGAAAGUAAUCAUUGUGGCUCUCAUUGCUUGCCUGGCAUUUGCGUCUGCUCUUCCUCAGAUUGAGCGGGGCUCAAUAUAUGCACCCAGUGGAAGGUUUGCCAUGACCGAGAACUGGGCGGCUCCACCAGUUGACCUGAGCCAACCCAUUGUAUUCCUGCCCGUGGCAACUCCCAUUACUGAAGCACCUCAAGAACCCAAACUCACAGCCCGUCAUUUGACUUGUUAA
Molecule: messenger RNA, 358 nt
Organism: Drosophila virilis
Lineage: Eukaryota; Metazoa; Arthropoda; Insecta; Diptera; Drosophilidae
Source: RefSeq, a predicted model, not a curated record